AUGAUCAGCGAACAAUUAAAGGCUUGGAAUGUUGGGGCUUUUGAAGAGGAAGGGUCGGUGGGUGCAACAGUGGCGACGGAAGUGAUUUCUGUUAGUUGUGUUCCAACUCCUCUGCUGUAUGAGAAAAAGCGUAAAGAAUCAUAUGGUAUAGACAAGAUCUUAACUGGUACAUAUGAAGACGACACCGAUGAUCUCCAUGAUGUGGUGCCUCCAGAAUCUUCUGAUGAUUGGACUGCAUUUGCUGAUGUCAAAACUGCUGCAUACUCUUCUUCCCAUGUUCCAUCAAAGCAGGUACCUGUAAAGGCUGACUUCAAUGAUGGCUGUCAGAAUUUUAGGGCUCAGUUGAAGGUGCAAAUUGACAAUGCCAGGCAGGAGUUUAGGGCUGAGUUCAUUGCGGCUUGUGACGAUUUUAUUUCUCAGUUGAAGAUGCAAAUUGACAAUGUCAGGCGGGAGUUAAGGGCCGAGGUCAAUGCUGUAGGGGAGGAGUUUAGGACUGAAGUCAAUGCUGUAGGGAAGGAGCGUAGGGCCAAGGUCAAUCCUGUGAGGGAGAAUGUGCAUGCUGCAACAGAUGAACUUGGAGCCAUUACCAACACGAUGGUUGCCCUCAAAAAGGACAUUGCAGCAAUGAGAUGCCCGCAGCAACAAAAAUAUUACAGAGGAAAUACUGGUAGCAAGACAGCUAUGGAUGCUGAUCCUAAAAAUGACAGUUUUGCUUUCACUACUCGUACAAAUGAGAAGGCUCCAACAGUUGUAUUUAACGACGAAUUACGGAGGGAGAUACAAAGCUUUAAGGACGAGGUCAGUGCAAUGGUGAAAGAUGAACUUCAUUCGGUAAAAGGUGGUUUCAAAUAUGUCAAGGCUGAGUUGAGCUUACAGUUGACGAGACAAUCACUUCCAUAUUGCUUGAUAUGA
This is a messenger RNA of Pistacia vera, 912 nucleotides long. RefSeq lists its product as uncharacterized. NCBI's taxonomy places the organism in Eukaryota, Viridiplantae, Streptophyta, Magnoliopsida, Sapindales, Anacardiaceae. The coding region runs from base 1 to 912 and encodes 303 amino acids. The transcript has 5 exons. The record is from RefSeq and is a predicted model, not a curated record.